CUUUCAAAGUACCAUUGACGCAAGCAAAAAUAUGCUGAACAUAUGGUAGGCCUCCUCCAAGAAAGAUUUAGAAGAUUGGCGGAAUAUCCUGAGAAUAUUCUCUUGUGGGUGUUUCAUUUCUCAAAGGAAAUUUUCUAAAGGUUCUUAGCGUAUUUUUUCGAGAGAGAGAAUCAUUUGAGAAGAAUUUUAAAUAGAUUUUGUGUGUGGAAUAUUAAAGUCCUAGACUGUUAAAAGCAUAAUCCAAGAAAACGCUGAAAAUAUUUACUUCUUCUUACUCACUGCAUUGAAACCCAUAGCAUAAUGGCUGAAUAUUUUCAGCGUCAUGUUCGCCCAGAGAAGGUAAAAGUUAAAAACGUUAAUCUUUGAAAACGUUGCUCCCACCCUCAGUGGCACUGACCUCAAAAGCGCUUCUAAGAAACUUAAAAAAAAACCGUGUUCAGUUACAAAAAAGAAACUUUUUUUUUUAGUAUUUUUUUAUUUUUAUAUCUCUUAAAACUUACUCAAUCCAAAAUGAGAAGUAGUGUUGCAACUGAGUAUCAUUUCGAAAAACUUUGAAAGCUCUGAAGUGUAAGAAAUGUUGGUUUCAGUCAUACACUUAUGAGUACCCCCUCCCCCUCCACUCUACUUCCUCUUAGCUUCUUCAACAAAGCCGUAGAUCCGAUACCACAUAAUAAUUUUUGAAUCUCAAACUUAUGACUUAAUUUUAGUUCUCAGGAAAUUACGUUAUUCACCACGGAUUUCAUUAGUAAUUUAACAUAGGUUCUGGUACACAAUGCAACCUUGAGUACACACAAACGGUCGUAUUUGUCCGCACUGAAGGCCAUUUACCCAGAAAGUAGAAUAAUGGAGGGAAAGUUGAGGCUGUGUAAAUCCUAAAUCAGUUCAACUUUUCGUGAACGUAAACGAUAUCGCGUCGCAUUUAGUGAAGCUCUUGCCUAUUUUUUUGGCAAAAGGGAAGAAAGCUGUGUGAAAACCUCUAAAACUCCAAGAAAGAGUGAAAGAAAUCCAAUGUCUAAUGUUCCGUUGGACGCUUCGGUCGGUGACCUAUUUUCGAAAUCUGUGCAAAACACAACAUAACCUGAGUCCUGAGUGUUUUCGAAAUGACGUUUGGCGCAGUUUAGUGGAGUCGUGAAUUUUUCUCGGAAAAGCACAGGAGAAUUCGUGUAGUUGUGGUGCAUCUUUGCGUUUUAUUUCCGAAUAAUUCGUGUGAUUUCAUGCGUUAUAAUCAACAUCGGUCGUGCAGCGAUAGCUUCCAAUUCUCAGGCCAAACGGAGCAUCAUAAUCUUAUACAGUACACUUCAUUAGCCAGACUACAUAACUGUCCUUUUUAUAGUUCGUGAGUGGUUCCCCGAUAAUAUGAGACAAUUUUCGUGACAAAUUCACGAUCCUCUUCUAUUUACUGCAGUGGAAGUUUCACAAUGUUUUCAGUUUUUGCAAAUGGCUAUGGAUAAUCAAAGAUGAUCCUCUUUCCUAGUUUUUUCGCUGGUGAUGUGCGUGGUUAGCUGCCGACAUGUCAUCGGACGAUGCGAGGCACAGCACAGAGAAGGCCCCGUCUUCAUCACCGAAAGCGGUAAAACUAAAACGAACUCCUUUAUCUCAAUUUGCUUCUAUAAGCACUCCCACCCCAAAGCCCAUUCAACCGAACAUCGCGAAUAAUGCUGAAAGAGCAGUAAUUAGUCCUUUGAAAUCAACGCCUCAGCCGGAAGUGGAAGAUGUCAGCAUACCACGUCCGCCCAGCAAGUUGGUCCGAGUGGCUGAGACUGAAACCUCCAAAUCAUACUCUACUGCACCCUCCCUAAAGCCCCAACCUAUCUGUGAUAAUAGUUUAAGUUCUCUGAUCAAAACCUCCCCCGAAAAGCGGGAAAUCCAAGACCCGAUCGAUCUGAUUCUUCAGAAUCCAUGUAUCGCCGCACCAAUCAGCGAAACGAAUGAAGGAGCCUUAAAAAACAAAGUGUCUGCCCUCAAUUCAUCCCUAGCUUCAAUUUGUAUGUACUCUUCAUCCGAUUCUGAUGGUUCGGAAAGUGAUAAAGAAGAUUUACGAACCUCUGAAGAGAUCGUUAAAUCCAGCCACGGUUCGAAGCCUGCUGAAUCAUGUAUAAAUUAUGAUACCAAUUUAGUGCCUAGUACUGAAGCUUCCGAGCUUUUGAGUUCCGCUGAAGAGUCAACCAGCUCAGAAAAUAUAGAUAAUUGUACAAAAUCUAUCGACAAAAACAUUUGUGCUCUGAAAAACAAAAAUUUCGAUUCCAGCAAGAAUUUCAGCGGUGAAUCGGGGGAAUCGAUCCCUGAAAUUUUUACAGUAAGUAAGACGCUUAGUGAAAAUAAGGGUUCCAUUAAUCUAGAAGGUACCAAUGAUAGCUGUAAGAUUGCGCUCGUAGAAGAGUCUACAUAUGAUGCUGCGUCCAAAGAUAGUCUGAUAAGUUGUAGUGCAAUUGGAAGUAGCUCCUCAGAGAGUACAUCUCGCAUUUCUGAGGCCCCCAGUAAGGAAUCCAUCACCCCAAGUUUGGAUCUCAUUGCCAGUGAGGACAGAAACUCUGUCACCAUUGCAGCAAAAAAUGAUGACACUUUUACUUACGUCAAGGAGAAGACUACACCUUGCCGAACAGGUGAAGGCGUCAGCAGUGAAGGAUUUCUUUUUCCAUCUAGGCAGGAGGAAAAUUUCUCCCAAGAUGCCCCUGUCCCAGAAAUGCAGCGAGUUUCAGUUGGAAAGAGUUCGUCAACAACGUGUUAUGAUAAUCUGGGUCUUACUAGAAACGAAAAUCUUAGGGAUACUGAGAUGUCUGACUCUCCAGGCAUAGUGAUGAGUGACAACCUAAAGUCAAGUAUUGGUAACUCUAACGAAACAACCUUUGAUUCCGAGAAGAUUAUUCCAACAGAGUCGGUUGCAGUCUUAACUGAUGAGAGAAACGCAGACGAAGCUUUAGUUUUUGAACGUGAUAAUCGACCAGAAGAUGCUGAAGAGAUUCGUGCAAAAUCAUCUGAAAUAAUAAACGUUGAGAGCGGUUACUCCUCAUUAGAAAACAUCGAAAAAACAGAUCGAAAGUCCCAGGAAAUAAAUGAAACAGAAAUCACCCGAUCCACAGUUGAUUACUUUGAGAGGCAGAGUAGCCCAGUUAUGGAGACUCUCAACUCUUGUGAUCUGAUACAAUCAAAAUUAAGAGAUGAAUUAGUCGAGUCCCACUCCAAAGAUUUAACUUCUGUGGAGGGUGCGAUUACAAGAAAAGAUGGUGCUGUUAAUGUUAACCCCGUAGAAUCCGAAGCUGCUGAAUCCUCUGCUGCCGCAGAAAAAGUAAGCAGAGCUGAGAAAUCAGUACAUCCCACCCAUAUCUCAGUGUCAAGUGGAGACGUUACGGAGCAGUUAAAUUUGCCUGAAAGCGUCUUAAACAGGCUGUCCUCAGAUUUGAUUCCUACGAAUUCAGCUGACAUUCCAAAGAAUCAAGUGACAUGUGACAUCGCACCAGAAUCUAAAUGUCCUGAAGUCUCUUCUCUGCAUUUAAAGAACAAGGAAGACAGUAGCCUUAUGUCAACUUCGAGUUCCUUAAAAAUCCUCGAAGAUCAAACAGUCUCAGAACGAAUAGCACAAAAAGAUCCAGAAUUGAAAGGAACGUGUGAUCCUACAAGGAAGGAAGAGCAGUUAAAUUCUUCCGAUAAAACUAUUGUAUCAACUCUCAAGUCAGCCAUAUCGUCAUUUGAAAAUAGUGAAACAAUUGAUGACUCAAAAUCAUUAAAAAUCAACAGUAAAACUCUCAGAAGACAGUCUCCGAAAUAUUCAUGCGAUCAAUUUGACUUUGUAUCAAAUCCACAGGGUUUAGAAUUUGAAUCCUCAUCAAAACUAGACAAGAACAGCCCAAUACCAGACGAUUCCAUUUUAUCGUCAAUGCUGAAGAUACCUCCAAAUUCCUCUCCGCGCUUGCCAGGAAUUGGUUCUCUGAAAACAUCUAUAGGACGCUUUGUAUCCGAUGCAGUCAGUCCUUCAUCAGUGCUAGAAUCGCCGGUCAGGGAGGAAAUCCCAAUUUCAUCAGCCUCCGAAGCAGUCGAAAUAAUUCAAAAUAUAUGCAACUCAGGUCCAUUUUCAAACAGUGCUCAAAUGUUCUCAUCGCCAGAAGUUUCCACUCCUGAUCUGUCUUUAGGUAUUUGUCCUCCUAAGGUUAAUGUGCAGGUAAGCUCGCCCUCUAUGUCAAUAGGUACUUUAGAUCCUUGCCUGACUAGAAGUCCCAAAAGUGGAUCAAACUUUCACGGUGAAACUUCAAAGUCAUUUAAUACUAACCUUAAGUCUUGCUCAGUGCCUAAUCCAACAAAAAAUGAUAAAUCCGAAGAGUCGGUUUCAUUUUUAGAUCUGAACUCUUUGCUGAACUCAGACCUGAGCAAAUCCUUGGGGAUAAACGUUGAGACAUUCCAGUCCCCUUUGGAUAAGACUGUGGCUGAUCCCAAAGAGCCUUACUUCAUGGACUUCAACAAGUCUGCAGAUGUUCGGUCAGCUAUGAGUGUGUUUGACUCUGCAAUUUCAUCAGCUACAUGUCGGUCAAAUGAGGAUUCCUCCAUAGACAGCGAGCUUUUUGCAACGGCCAGAAAUAUUGAGGCUCAGUUCAGUUUUCGAGAUAAGGAAGAUUCGGCUGACUCAGUGCUGGACUCGGAUUUCUUGGAGGAACCAGUAGAAUAUCCAGUUUUUGAAACGAAAGUGCCUUUUGGAGCAGAGACUCAGUUGCCGUACAGAGCUAAUUUUUCUGGGUCCUCGCUAACCUCAAAGUCGCAGCUUCAUUGCGGCUCGAAAGCAGCAACGCCUCCUCAAAAAACCAAAUCUGCUUUGAAUGUUGCACCCCUAAUCAAAAGUACGCCGUUUGCCUUUUUUCAAGACAAUUCAAAACAGCCCGUGCGCAAACCCAAAGCCCCAUUAAAAGGUACAAGAGCUGCUCAACCUCCUGCUUUCAAAGCUAGUCCCGCAGUCAGAUCUAGAAAUCCCAAAACAGCUCCAGUUCCAAAACUCAAACCAAUUGUGAGUCCAAGCACCGUUCCAAAGUGUGAGCCAAAAGAAAGCACGAUCUCAGUUGUGAAACAUCAUCCUGAAAUAAGAAAAGCUCCAGCCUCGAGGCAUGAGCCCAAAGUUAGUAUGCAUCCACCUGCAAACUUCGAAUCCAAAACAAACCCAAUGCCGGCCUUCAGGCCUGAAACAAUACUUGACUCUAAAAUAACUGUAAUUCCUGCUGCUAAACCAGAGCCCAAAGAGAGCAGAAAAUUAAUACCCAGGGUAGAGUCUAAAAAUAAUACAAUAAUAUCACCGAAAAUGGAGCUUAAACUUAACCCAGAAGCUCAAGAAAUUCGUGAAACUUCAAAAGAUAUUGCACUAAGUAAUCAAGAGCCCAAAAUCGAAACAGCUAAAUCGAAAAUUGGAAUCGCCACUGUUUUUAGAAGUCAAUUAGAAGCUGGUUUAAAUCCCAUCAGUCCCAUUGAUAACGAAGUAUCCUCCCACUUGACGGAACCUGCUACACCCUCACCUACAGCCAAUGAAACGGACUCUCAGCCUGUUGAUAAUCCCCCUGUUAUUGCAGAAAUAGUUGAACAAGGCCAUUCAAGUGAGAAAAAAAAUUCGAAGAAGAAAAAAUCACAUUCUAGAGACAAAAAAUCGAAGGAAACAGAUAUUAGCCAUCAAAGCGGUGAAGUUAAACCUGUCAAGAUUAAGCUUACCAUUCCAAAAAAUAGUCUUAAUUUAAGUGAUCAGUCUUCUGAAAGUCACUCUGCACUGACGCAUGGUACUGAACAACCGGCGGCAGAAGAGGAGAAUGCUGACUCAAAGCGUAUAGUUCAGCCAAUGAAAAUCACUCGGGCUUUAAGCAAUUUGAAAAGAGAUAGCAGCUCGUGGAAAGUUGUUGAAUGCCCAAACGAUCAGCCUGGCUGUUCCGAUGAUGUGCAGUCAGUAGAACCAGACUCUAAACAUGUCAAAAUAACAAUUUCUCUGAAGUCAGAGCAAAAUGAAUCCAAUUCAUGGAAAGUAAUUGACAGUAAAGAGAAUAUCACAGCAAAACACACGAAAGAUUCCAAAACCCAAGCGGAUCCAGAGCAACGGGAGUUCAUUAAACCAUUUAAGAUAACGAGACGAAUUCUCAAGAGGCAGAAACAUCUAAAGAAUAAAGAUACAUCUUGGAAAGUUGCAACUUUGAGUGAGUGUGAAACCGAGACUGAAAGUGAGGAUGAAAGUCGUUCAUCAAGGAAUCGCUUGACGUUUCUUGGCCAUCCACCUAGGAAAUUCAAAAAACACUUUCCUCUUCAUAAUGCUCGCGCGCUCCAAGAUAGAAAAAAACGUAUUGAGCCUCCACCCAAGUUUCCAUCUUGCACAAAUUCGGAAUUUUCUGAUUCCGAGCUUGAGUCUGAUUCUAAUCAUGAGUCUAUUUCCGUCCAUAGUUCUUUGAACAAAAGUAGCACCAAAGAUUUAAUUAUUGAUAGCCCAGAAAAUUCUAAUGUGCGGAUAGUUACCACAGACACUGGGCUUACCAAGAAAAUACUUUUUAAGCCCCUGGUGGAAAAGACCCCUGAACAAAAUGUCCCUGUGGGAAGUAGCUCUGCAGAUUCUACAUCUAGUCAAAAAAUAGAAGCGAGAAUGACUCGGUCUUCCAGAUCUGCAGAAAGCCCCUCUCUCACUCAUUCAGUAGUAGAGACUCAUGCAGAGACUCUUCCUAGGAAGCCUAAUCGCAGGUCUCGCCAUGCAGAAUCUCCCCUCACUUGUGGAGGAGUACAAAUUGUAAGUGACUCCCCCAAUUCUCAGGAUGAUCUUGCAUGUUCCAAAGAUGAAGAGGUCCUGGCGGAUCAAGAUGUUGACUCUGUGCAACCUUUACCUGUAGCUAAAGAUCGUGGAAGCUCAGUCACAAAUACUGACCUGAAGGUCGCCGACCAAAACUCACCAAUCAAACUCAUCAUUAAACCUAUCAAAUUGACCAAAGACAAGAAUUCCGAAUCAUUUAUCGUGGAAAAAGGGCCAGAGUUUGAACUGUGCAAUUCACAAAGUAGCUCUCCAAAAAUUAGCAAUGCUGCAGAAAAAGACACUGAAGUUGAAUCCAUCAGUGGUAGUAGAUUGACCCGGAAAAUGCGCUCUCUCCAAAAUCUAGAAACAGAGAGUGAUUCAGGAGAAACUCAAAGUGACGUAAAUACACCGUUAUCAACCGUUAUGACGAAUGAGGUGCACUCUCAUCGUAAGAGUCGUUCCAAAAAACCUGAUUGUAGCUUGUCAACACAAGAAAUUAACGUUUCUCAAUCGCCUGGAGAGGGAAGCACCCACAUAAAUUUGAGCGACAGUCCAAGCAGAUUACGUAUAAAUCGCUCAGCAAAAGUAGCCUCUCCAUCAGAGCAUGUUUCCGACCAAACUAAUUUUGACCCUGAUGGGAACUCUUCGAGCAGAUUAGACAGAGGAGGCUUUGUGAAAAGGAACGUCUUUGUUACACGAGAUAAGUCUCCAAAACUAUCAGCAAAGAACUCCGAAAGUAGAGAAGAAGUUAUUUGUAAAGCGGAAGUGGUACCCAGCUCUUCCAGCCGUGAUCAAGAUGGAAUGUCUUCUUCAGACUCACUGGUAAUCAUCACAGACGCUGGAGUGCCCAAAAGGAUAAAAAUCAAACCUCUGUUACCUCUUGAUGAAAAGUGUGAUCCCUCCGAUGAAGAUGCACCCAAAGGAAAAGAUUUGAAACGUCAUAGCAAGUCUUCCAAGAGCAAAAAGCACAUAGUUGAAGAUAGUACCUUUGAAUCAGCUUUUACAUCCUCUGAAACCUCAUCUGGUGAUCCAGCGGCAUGUAAAAUUAGCUCCCCUGUGUUAGAUGAUGCAACAACACUUGAGUCGACAGCUGAGGUAGAUGAAACAACUCGUCUCACGCGUUCUCAGUUAAAAUCCGCAAAAGGAAUUGAAUCAGUUGAAGACUCAAAAACCUCAUCUCCGAAAAUAAGACAAGAAGACCUUCGGAAGACCAGUCGAUCAUCGAAGAUUUCCUGCAAAAGUGGAACUGAGGGUGAUCACACUGAAAGUAACCCCCAUCUUACAGUGAACACUAUUUCUCAUCUAGAGAAUGUACCACCUCUUAUACCUAAUGUCAGCAGUCAUCAAGGAAGUAACCCCAACGCGGAAGUACCUAAAAAGAAAGUUGGGAGGCCUUCAAAAAAGAAGAAAUCUCAAGCUUUGCCGCUCCUGGAUGAAAAUGCUCCUCGGGUAAUGGAGGACAGCACCCUAACUUCCGUGGAUCUUAAUAAAAUUUCAGACCUAGGUAAAGAGAAUGAGACAGAAUCUGCUGCUAGUAAGGGUAUAAUUGAAGUCCAACCCUCUUUAGUAACUGCUAGUGGGUCCAAAAGAAUCAAAAUUAAACUGAGAGCUCUUGCAGCACCUCCAUCUGAUACAGAACAGAAUCUUGGAGACCAUUCACAACAGAUGCAGAAUCUUGCCUACAAAAAUCCUGUCAAGGAAAUUAAUAACGCCAAAAAAGAAGGAUGUGAAAUUGUAACUUCAAAAGAACCAUUCAACAUCAAAAUUGAUUCAAAUAGCCAAUCCAUAGACGAAGAACCUAACAUAUCACCAAUUUCAAAGGAUUCUUGUAAGACAAUAACUAGUAUGCCACCGAAAUCUUCAUCUGAAGAUAAUUGUUCAAAACAUGACGUCAAACUAAAUCUUGAAUCGGAAAAUCUCACCUCCCAUAUAGCUUUUGAUUCCGGAACAGAGCAUCUGACAGACAAGAAAUCUAAGUCUAAAAAGAGUGAUAAAAACUCGAGCAACCUAAAAGGUGAAACCUUGUCAGUUGAAAGUCUAAACUCAGAUGCAGAACUAAGUGCAGACACCCAAGAAAUAACUAUGCCAACAGGUAAGAAAGUGCCUCAUGAAGCUCAAAGUAGCUGUGACUUACCGUUGAAGUCGUCCAAUUCAAAAAUUGAGAAAGAUUCUGAUGACACGUCGUUAAAAAGGUACACAACUCGUAAAAAAGGAAAAAUCAAUACAGAUGACAUCAGUCCGUCUAUGAAUAAAUCAAGUGACCCAAAAGUGGAUAACAGUAUCAAAGGCCCAAUGUCAGGAAAUAAAGAAUCUCCAAGAAGAGGGAGGCCAAAGAUUAAAAAAUCUGUUAAUCCUGAUGCUGAGCGCGACCUUACUUCGACAGAAAAUACUCAAGUUGAAAACAAAACAAGUGCCCUCAUUACGACCAGUAAUGAUCCUAAUGUGAACUUGAAGGAAACUCCUCAAGAAAAGAAAAAACGAAAGCGGCGGAAGAAGAGCCCCAAAUGGACACCAGGUAGACGUAAAAAACCUACGAAGAAAGUAGACAAAGUCGCCCCUGGAACUACGACGCUCAUCUUAGACACUCAAUUGGACGCUCACCUUUCUGAAAAUCUAAUCACAAAUGUCACAAAGUUUGCCUCUGAAAAAUUAGAAGCUGAAGUUCCAAGAAGUGAAUCCAUCGAAUCUCAGCACUCUAAAAAGAACGAAAUUCUCUCGGAGGAAGAAACCUCUUCUGAUGUCUCCAUCUCGCUCUCUAACAAGACUGAAGCUUUUACCAGCAGUCAACAACCAAUACCAGCAGCGCUUUCUGAUAACAAAGAAAUUUUGGAAUUUAAUUUGGACAGAGGUCAAAACCUAUCCAGCACAUUUGAUCAUACAACUCCUGAAUGUGCUGUGCACGUAACUCCAAUCACUGGCGAAGAACUGUCAAAGUUGAAACCCACGGAAGUUUCGGAGCAUGACGAAACUUCGGAACCAGCUCUACUUAUAAACGAAAAUCAAUCCGUGCAAAAUCCGGUCAUCAAACCAGUAUCAGACAUACUUGAUAUGCCUAAUGUUGACCCUGUCACACAAAUGUCCGCAGACGAUUCAAAGACCCCUGCAGAAAUAGCAUGCAGAAAGUUUGAAGGUGAACUCGGAGAUGAAAAAUCUUUUGAUCUCAUAAAUCAAUCAUCAAUCGAUGAUAGUCCAUCCAACAUCUCCCAAGAUGUCUCUAUAAGCCUUGACCGGAAUGAAAAUAUUUGUGAAGAUAUAGAGAUAUUGACUAAAACUGAAAUUCAUGGUACUUCUAAGGAAUCACCUCAGGUACCUAUUGAUGCAGCUGAGCAGGUGAGCGAGUUCAAAGCGCUUUCUGUCACUGAAAAUAAAGAAGAAAAACUGUCGGAUGUUGCAGCAAUCGGUAUAAUCUCGAACUCAGAAAAUUCGGAGGUGCCUCUCAACAAGUCAGAAAGUACUGAAGUGCCAAGUGAGGAACUGUACCCCUGCGAAACGAUACAAAAUCAGAAACAGAAAAGUCGAAAGAAGAAGGGAAAAAAGAAGAUCAGUAAAAAGUGCAAAGUUUUCGAGGAGCCUGGAAAAGUGAAAGGAGUUGUGCCUCGAUUAGAAGCAGCUGUCACUGAAGAAAGCACAGCUAUAAUUAGAAUACUUCCAGAAAUUUCAGUCGUGCAGAAAAGUCAAGAAGAAAAACUUGUACAAGAUCAGUCAGAAGAGUCAUAUUUUGAAGAUCGUCUAAUCAUGGAGAAAGUAAAAGAUCAACCAGAAAUGCAAGUUGAGGAAAACUUAAUGGACAGCCAAUUGAAAUUUCAGUCAGAAGGAGCUACGAUGAAUGAAAGCAUCGGAGUAGAGGAAAGAACAUCCCAUUUAGAAGAAUCGGCUGUCGGGAAGAGCCAUGACAUAGAGGAAAGUGAGCAGCAAUUGAAAACAGUGGUUACUUUAGAAUUACAGAGCAGGGAUAAGAUAGAAUCUGAAGGAGAAGCAGCGAUUUUUGGGGAACAUGAUCAGAAAAAUGAUGACCCGUUGACACCCUCAGUUAUUGGAAAAAGACCAAAAGAUACGGAGUGUGACGCUCAGUCUUCAGUAUUAGGUGAAAUUAAUAAAAAAGUAGAAGAAGCAGGAUCUCAACCACCAGCGACAACCAAUAAAGAAUGCCUAAACUUUGCAGAAACAAUGCCUCAAUCUAAUGUAGUAGCGGUCGUAAAAAAUUGUAAAGAGGAGGAAGUAGAAAAAGUUUUGAAGAACGAACAGCAGUUUAAAGAAAUAGAACAGCAGUCCCAAAAUGUGGCUGGCGAAAAAGAUUAUACGUUGAAAGAGAAUGUUCUUGACUCAGAUAUUAGUUUGAACGAAGGAAAUAAAGCAUCUCCUGAAGUUUGUUACUCUGAGCUCCCGCUUUCUCAGCCAGAGCCGUCCUAUGAAAGUGGAUCAAAUAACACUCAGGAGAUAUCCAAAGAGACAGUGAGUAUUGGCGGAGAAACUUUUGAAUUGAAUGAAGCAGAUACUGAGUCUUUAACUUCCGCAGGUGUAACAGAGGGGAUUAUUCAAAGUACAGAAGAUGGUUUGCCAAUGCAGGCCAGUGAACUCAUCGCUGAAUCUGUCCCUGAAAGAUCAAGUACCCUCCUAGAAGAACAACAAUAUUCGGCAUCAGGAGACAUCACAACCGCAGAGUUGAAAAAAACUGAAACUCUACCAGUUGCACCCACCGUAAACAAGGAAAAUGAAGCAACGGAAAGAAUUACUGAAGCUGCUGUAGAAGAAAGUUUCAGGAGCAAAGAAGAGGUUUCGAGCAUAGUAGCUGAAAAUGGAUCCUUAAUCACUGACAUGGAAGAAACAGUCUCUGAAGUUAUGACUGAGGAAACUCCUGAGUGUGACAUUGCCAAAAAAGAUGAAAAAACAGAAUCUCCAGGAAGUGACCUAGCCCUUGCUGAAGAAAACGACAAAAUUGUGGUGGAACAUCUCCUCGGAGACAAAGAGGAAGCGUCAAGUCUUGCGGUUGAAACUGGAAGUUUGAUAACUGAUGUAUCCGAUAUCUUGGCAAUAGAUUCAGAAGAAAUUUCUGAUGCUGAAGCAUUCCAAAAAAUUGAAAGUAUCGGCAUUGAAGCAUCCGUAGGUGAAGAGAUAGUAGCCCUUCGACAGCCUCCAGUCGCCGAUUGUAGUGAGGAAAGUGCUCAAGAAACCAAAGAUGAAGUGUCUAGUCUAAAGGCAGAGGUAGGCAGUCCGAUCACUGAUGUUGUCUCAGAAAUGAUCGUGGAAUUGGAGACCAUUGAAAAUCUAGAGCAGGAAAGGAGUCAUGAAGUUGUACUCACAGACGUAAAAGAUGAAUCCUCCUAUGUUGAAAUAGUUGAAGAAGGCUGUGAGCUUGUUCCCGAAGACAUAGCAAGAGAAGAAUUAAAAGACGAAGUUUCAAGCUUAAUUGUUGAAACAGGAAGCCAAAUCGAAGAUAUCCCAGAAGUCUCGGAGCUGGAGACUCAAGUCUGCGCCAAUCCAUUAAGCACAUUUGAAGUUCCAGGCGAAGCUUCUGAAUCACUUGAACUUGAAUGCUCUAUGUCAGAAGAUGCUCUAGAGGAGACAUCAAGCAUACUUGUUGAAGCAGGAAGUCAGGUCACCGAUCUUAUCUCAGAACCCUCUGUCUUUGAUCUAGAUAGCCCAUCCAGUCUGGAUUCAUUAGAUGAAGAGACCCCAGGUUUUGAGGUCUCCGACUCCGAAGAUGAAGCAUGCGCUCUCCUUCGAGAGCGUCAAAAAGUAGAAGAAAUUGAGACUGGCGCUAUUCUGGAAAUAGUUGAAACAGCUGUUACUGAGUUAUUAUUUAAAGUCGUCGAAGAGAUGAAAAUUGAUGCUAAAAAUUCUGGAGCCUGCGAAGAACGUGAAAUUGGUGAAGUGACUGACGAUCAAUCAACCUUCAGGUCAGUGGCUCCUCAGGCUGAAAAAAUAACCAUUAGUUCGAACAUACCUCCAGUGGCUGAGAAUGAUAAUAAAGAAUGCAUAGCUGAUGUAGAGCUCAUGCCUCAAGGCACGGAAGAAAUUCAAAUUUCAACUCUUUCAGCUCUCUCUUCUUCAGAGGCAGUUAUCAAUGAAAAUUCAGAUAAUGCAUCUGUAAGUGUAGAAACCGAAAGUCGCAUAUUAAGAACUGCAAGUUCAUGCUCUGAUAAAACUAAGGUCUUGCCAGAACAUGAAAAGAGCGUAUUAGGAAGUGCGGAAGUUCUUGAUCAAAUUGUUGAAACAGGAAAGGCGAUAGAAUCCGAACAGGCCAUUAUUGAAGAUAAAGAAGUUACAACGAACUGUUUGAAUGAAACUAGCGAAGAUAAAAUUCAUACUGAAAUCUCUUCAACGCCGCAAGUAAGUUUAGAGGUCAUAGAGCCUGCAACUACUCUUACAUCCUCGACCUGUAUUGAGACUCCUAGCAAAGAUUCUAGUCCUAUCACAACAGAACCAGCUAGUUCUAAGUUCAACGAAACCUCAGCAAGUGAGGCCGCCAAAUCCAAUGAAGCCAACCCAGCUCUAAUGAUCGCUAGCAUGGAACAUGUUAACGUUGGUAAUGCAGCCGGUAAUCUAAAUCUAAUGCCAAGCUUUCCGAGCGCUGAAUCUGAAGAGUGCAAUAUUGUGUCAGAAGGUACUGAUUUUAGACCCUCAGAAGUACAGUGUAACUCUGCAUCAAGAAUUUGUGAAACCGAGCAGUUUUUGGAAACUGACUCUGUAGGAAUUGAUGUGCCUAUUUUACCAGAAACAGCAAAUGAUUCCACGAGACAAGUCUGUUCCGUCAUUAAGCCUCCAGAAGUAGAAGCUGGAAACAGUAUUGUUAGUUCUGGUAGUCAAGAUAAUAGUGCAACUUCAGUAUCUCAAUCUUCACUUGGAACUGUUCCUGUUGAUCUCUUAGAACCAAAAGAAUCCCUACCAGUCACAAUAAGUAAUGUUACAUAUGCCGCUGAUGAUAUUGAAAGCAAAGUAGAUGAAGGAAGAGAAAGUGCUUCAUCAAAAGAAUUGUUGGAGUUAGUUGACACACAAGCCAGUGUACAUACUGAGGAAAAAAUUGAUAAAUCAAUCAGCACCAGCGAAAAUGAGACUGAUAACUUCCCUACUCCAUCCAUUGAAUCCAAAUUGACCAUCGAGCAGCAUCAAAGUAUUGAAUCUCCUGUAGAGAGUCACCCUGGAAAUGAUUGUCUAGAAGCAGAUUCAGUUGGAGAAUCUGUUGAAAUUUCAGCCCCGUUGAAAUCGGAGGUAACAGCGCAAGUAUCGAAGAGGAGAGGAAGACCACCGAAACGGAAACGUCCCAUCAAGAUAAGCCAAGCAGAAGCCCCAAAUAUUGCAUGUUUAGGUGAGAAAGCAGUAUCUAUCGAAGCAGCGAACGUGAAGCCCAGUGAAGUGUCAGUUGAAACAUGUAGCUCCCCGCCGCCAGCUAAAAGAUUCUUGUUUGAAAGACCCAAAACUCGCCGUUUUGCGAAAGCAGAGCCAAUUAAAUCAGACGGCAUACAAAAUCAGAACAGUGCAAAAGAAACAAAAUUUGCUGAGAAAAUACAAUCCUCAUCAAAACUCAAUACUGGUACCUCUGUAUCUCCUACUGAAAGGCCACAUACCCGUAGACGCACAUCAGAAUGCGCAAUUGAGUCCGAAGUGACAUCUGAUAAGUUAGAAAAGGAAGGAUUAAAUGACUCAAGCCCUGCAAGAAAUUUGCCCGCUCAUGAACCUCAAACAUUGGAAUCAAAGCCUAAACGUGGAAGGCCCAAGAAGACAAGACCCUCCUCUAAAUCGCAAAGUGAAUCUGACAAUGUCAGUGAUGGGUCUCUUGACACCUCAGCUUGCUCUCAGCCUGAAAAUCCUGAAGUGAUGGACUCCGAUGUGUUAGCCGAGGAUGCUAAACCAAGGAGAGGAAGAAAAAAGAAAGGAAGUGUUACUACGGAAACAUGUAAAGAGCUUCAAAUAAAUCUAAAACAAACAGAACCUAUUGUUUUGGCGCCUAAAAGUUCUUUAGAGAGUUAUCAGUCUAAAGAGUCCGUAGUAUUCCUUGAAAAAGCUGAAAAUUUUGAUGAAAGUUCUAAAGAUUAUGCUCAACCUAAGGAAGAGUGGAAAAAGAAAAAUACCCUUCCUUCAGAAACCGCAGAAAGCAGAGCCGAAGAGCCGGGCAAAAGUAAAAAAACGGGAGCAUCUGAUCCUCAAGAAUGUGGUAAGCCUGACGAAAGGAUUGUCUCUAGUCCUGAGUUGGAGGCAGAUGUAAUCGGUAGGGAAUGGAAGGAAAACCUCGAAGAAAACAGAGAGCAGUUAGGUGAAGCUUUCUCUGAUAUUAAAUCUAGAAGAGGCCGGCGUAAAAUAAGUUUUAAUGAAAAUCCAGCAGCAUGUGAACUUAAAAUUGCAUCGCCACAAUCUUCUAAAAACUCCAAGAAAGAAGACAGCGCCUCCAAAAAUGAGAGUUUAACGGAAGUUAUCGAUGUCCCUGAAGACAAACCCAGGAGAGGAAGGCGCAAAACAAGUGCUAGCUCUACAGACACUGAGGCACCUAAAAAUGAUGCAAUGGAGAAUGAAAACUUGGUUGAACUUGAGCUUCCUAGUACCAAUGCAAAUGAAGAUAUUGAAGGGUCACGUAACACACUAAUCUCAGACAGUAAACUCAGGAGUGGUAGACGUAAAAUAAGUGUUAGCUCAGUUGCUCAGUCUUCCGUAACUCAAAAAGUAGACUCUGUAUUGACAAGUCCUAAAGAUCAACCGAGAAUUCAGCCAGCCUUAGAAUGCACACCCAGGAGAGGAAGGCGGAAACUAAGCGACCAUCCUAUAGACAGUUUAAGUGGACCUGUAACUCCAAGUCCAGAGGAGAGUGAUACUAGCAUUGUCAAUUCCAAAAAGACUAGUCCUACAGACACUACCUCCAAAAAUAAUAGACGUAAAACAAGCGUUUCUUUGAUGGAAAAUAGCGUACCUGAAUCACAAGAGAUAAGCGACUCAAAAGUACCACAGGGAUCCGAUGUUGAAACUUCAGGGAUAAAACUCCGCAGUGGAAGAACACGGUCAAGUGCCAGUCUCUCUGAUAAUACCCCUGAAAAAAUCGACACAACUCUGUCAAAAAGUGCCACAAAAUCUGAAACAAAUGACCAGCCAGAUUUGAAAGCUCAAAUUGCAGAGACUAAGCUUAGGCGAACCAACAGAAAAAUUAGUUUCACUGAAAAUGUACCUGAACUUUCAGAUGUUCAGCAAAGUAUUCCUAGUGAAUUGGAAACUUCUUUGUCAGGAGAUUCUGAUUGCAAAUUACGCAGCGGAAAAAGAAAAAAUAGUCGUUCUGAUAGCCUUUCUUCAGAAAAAAUGGACUCUCCACGUACUUUUUCUGAUAAUUCAACCGCUCAAGUAUCCGGAAGAAUGUCAUUAAGAGGAAAACGAACAUCUAGUGGAAGUUCCACCGACGGAAAAAAUGUUCCCUUAGUAGCUGAACUCCAAAACUCAAAAAGUAAAAAACCAGUAAAAUCUGCUGCAACUGCCGAGGAGAGGCCUAAAAAAGGUAAGCGAAACAAAUUAGAAUCUAAUCAUACGGUAGACAAAAUAGAUGUUAAUAUUUCUGAAGACAAUCUAAUCUCAGAAGGACCAAGAACUCGUCGUCAAUCUUCAGGAAUGCAAUCCGAAAAUUUUAAACCCCUCGUCAACAGGAGAAGGAAAAUGUCUGUCAAAGACAAAACAGAAUGUCAGGCAAUGGAAACUGUCAUUUCACCAGGAAAGGCAGAAUCAAAGAAGGAUCAGCCAACCACGAAGCUGCGAGGAAAAUUGUCCCAACAAGCCGCUACUUCAUUGGAAACUCCUUUAAAAUCAACAAUAAAAGAUAUGGAACUGAAAAAUCACAGUGAUGAGGAACCAGCUGGUGUCACUGCUUCUGUUGUGGCAAAACCCUGGUCGUUUGAUAGAAGAAAAUCAAAAACUAGUUCUGAAUUUGAAGAGAGGAAAUCAGAAGUACCUUUCGACUCAGCUUCAAAAACAAGUGACAUUGAAAAUUCCACAGAUAAAUCCAAACCAAAAGUUGAUUCUGAAGAAUCAAGCUCAGAUUUUGAUGUGUCAUCAGACAGCGAUGACGAUGAAGACUCGGAAGAAACGUUGUCUGCCUCAACCAAUGGGAGUGGUAACUCAGACCUAGAUAUCUCAUCAGACUCGGACGAUGAAGAAGGUGGUCGAGAUAAAGUCCUUCCCAAAAAACGAGAAGGUUCUAUGUCACCUGAAAGUGCAAGUGACUCCGAUUCCACCUCUGAAUCAUCUUCAGACAGUGACGAUGAAAGCCUGGUGUCAAGUCCUGCCUCUCCCAAAAGGACAACUCCAAUCAAAGAUAUUGUAACAAAAAAAGACGAAUCAGAGGAAAAACCAGCCAGUAACACUAAACUGGUGUCCUCAGCCAAGUCCACCACUAACAUCAAAACAGCAUCUCCGUCCAAGUCUGUCAUUAAUACCAGAAUAACAUCCCCAGCCAAAAACAUCCUCAGCACGAAAGUCGAAACUCCAGAGAAACUGGCUCAAAUCAAACUUUCAGUAGAGUCACCUGCCAAACCACCUGAAGAUGAUAGCUCCAAGUCUUUUCGCUUUUACAGCGUCAGCUCUGAUUUGAAUCUCUCUUCAGAGAGUGAUGAAGAGGACAACAAGCCUUCACAAACCCCAAUUAAAGCUGGCAAGAGUCAAAAUGUAGGGUUGAAUCUAUCAUCAGAAAGCGAAGACUCCUCAUCAGAGAGUGAGGGAGAGCCCAGUACAUCCGCAGCGUCCGAGGGAAAAUUGAGCACCCCUAACACAACUGCUGAUGACAGCUCGGUGAACCUGACCGCAGAAAAUGUUUCUGAAAUGGUUCUUUCUGCUCAGUCAGAAGAUAUCGUUGACGAAAAACCAACAGAAGAUGUUCUUCAGGAAAUCAAGACUUCAAGCUCUGAUCAAGCUAAGGACAGCGAUUCACCUCUCAGUAUUCAAACGAAUGCUGUUGAACCCUACGCCGUCGCUGAGAGCUCAUCAAUGCCAUCUUCUAAUGAAGUACAAACCCAAGUAGUUGACCCAAACCAAGCAGCAGUUCAAAGCAUUUUACAGUUUGCCGGUAAUAGCGAAGAAACGUAUUGCCCUGAAGAAACGCCCACAGGGCUCAUCACUCCAUGUCAGCCAGCCCCGGAAUUGUCUCACCCUAUCGUUGAGCUGAGUGAAGUUGAAAGAAAGCUUGCAGAGGCCAGUGAAUUAAUUGCAAGUCAGACAUCAUCCCCAUUUGUUGACGCUGUUUAUUUUGGGAGGCAGAAGGAAAUGGUCCCAGGGAAUGCCACAUCCACACCCGUUACACAUCCUAUCGUUCCCACAGGAGACUAUGAGCUGGACAACGCAGUAAGAUCCAUAACGUUUGACAAUACAUACAACGAAACAGAUUUCGCCGUUUCAAUGUUGCAUGAAAGCUACAGCAUGGAGUAUUACUCCGCUUCUGAGUACCAAACUGCUCCAGAAUUUGGAAAUUCCACAAAUAGCUCCAAAGUUCCACCGCUGAGCGCUCCGUUUGAGCUUGACAAGCAAUUAAUCAACGAAACAUCCGCUGCAGUGUCAGCUCUAGAGUCGGAAGUAUUUAGUAUUGAAGAACCUGUAUUUGAGAUUCCAGUGGUUUCAAGUAUUGACAAAUCUUCGUAUACAGAUAGUCCCGUGUUUAAGUCCUCAGGAGAUACUGCCAAACAGUCUGCUGAACCAACCAUAUGCUCAAAAACAGUGGUCGCAGAAACUUUGGCUUCCAAAGCUAUUGAAAUUGAAGCAAAAACUGAUCAUUCAAAAUUAUCCUCUGAACCUUCAACAAACCUGUUGACUGGUGCAACUGAAAUUUUAGUGGCUAAAACUUUGACUGGAACUGAAAGAGUUGCAGAUGACGGUCAGGUAGUUAUGGGCUCAACAAGCCCCGAAAACGAUGAAAUUAAUCAGCAGACUCAUGACGGAGCCGUUAACACUGAAACGCUACCUGGCAUGAUUUCAACAUCCAUUGUGCCUUUGACUGACUCAGCAACUUUAACAGAACUUACAGAAAAUCAAAAGUCGGUCACUGAAACAGACACACAAUUUCAGCAACAGUAUGAUUCAAAAAUGGGGAUUCCUGAAACAGAAGAUCUUGCCAAAUUUGACCUUUUAAAAGAAUCUUCAGCUGAAAAAUCAACUUGUGAAGUGCUCAUGAAGAAUCCCACAAAUUGCUCAAAACUCCCUUGCAAAGAUUCACGUUCACAAGAAUUCACACCAGAAGACAAAGGAGCUUUAGCUGUCCCUUCCAUUGCCUCCUCGGGAAGCGAAAUUCUCCAGCCAAAAUCACCGAACACUCCUGUAAUUAUUGCAGAAACUUCAGCAGUUAUCCAUUCACCUAAAACUGACACAGCUUUGACUCAUGUCAUUGAAUCCCCUGAGAAAUUUCUACCCAAAAUUUCUCUAGAACAGGCUGUGGCUGCAACUUCGACCGUGUCUCGAAUUCAAUCGAAAUUGGAAGCAGAAACAACCAAACCUGUAGAAGCCGGCAUCAGCUCAGCUGAGUCUCCAAAUAAGUUUUUAUCGAAAAUUUCCUUAGAACAAGCUGUUGCUGCCACCGCAGCUGUAUCUCAUGUGGUCCUUGAAACCGAACCUGAAAUUACAAUCCCCUCUGUAGAAACUUCUCAUCUAAGAACGAAGUCACCUGAAUCUCAAUUUAGAGAAUGUCUGCUGUUAAAUGAAGAUGUGUCGGAAAAAUGUGCGACAAAUCCCAAUGAUUUACACCUAACACCCUCCGAAAAUAUUGCGGAAAAUGCGAAUGACGUAGGCUCAUUAGACAUUAUCAAAUCCCUAAAAACAAGCACUCCAUCUUCAGUUUCGAAAAAUAUAUCUGUUUGCGCAUGUCCCUCUCAACGAGCAAUGGAACUUGAAAUCGGAGAACCAUCAGUCGGCAUAUCUAUCUCGCAGCAGGGAAGCAUCGCUAAAGUUGCAGAGCAGCCAAUUUGUGAACCCGUCUCAGUCUUAGAAUCAUCCUCAAAGACAAAGCAGAGUGAAAUUUUCUUAUCAGAUAUUCCAGAAAGAGAUACAGAGCCACUGUCCGAAACUCAGUCAAAGAGCAACGCACCUGAUGAAAUUCAGACAGAAACGCCUGCAUCAUCUCAACUUCAAUCAGAAAUCAUACUCAACGCGAACCCUGAGCCAAUUUCCGUUUCCUUUGUUGACCACCUUGCGCAGCAAAAUCAUGAAAACUGCUCUGUUGAAAUUCAGAAUAAAGUCACCAGGGAAAGUGUUAGUGAACCAACAACCUCCAGGUCUCAAACAGAGCUGCUAUCUGCAACCAAAACUGAUAUUACUAGUAGGUUAAGACCUGACUUGCCUAACUCAAAUACUGAUUCCCCUUGUGUUGCAUCACCAAAGAACCCUCCGUCAGACUUUCUGUCACGAAGUGACAUGCCCGUCGAAAGUGAAGCAUUGCAAACGAUUUUACCCAUUACAACGAAUAAGGCUGAGCAAAUAGAAAAUUCUUGCCUAGAAGCAAACGCACUUGCUGAAACUCAGCCAGAUUACUCAGCAACUCUCAGCAAAGUGAGUGAGACCAAAUUGAUCGCUUCAUCAGAACCCAAAGUUUUAGUCGAAAGUCUGACCGAGGAUGCCCCACGAAAAUCGACUGCGGUUACAACUGCAGCAGAAGAGUCCUCAAGUGAUUUACAGCCACCUACAUCAGAAAACCUCAUCAAAUCCCAGCUUGAGUCCGUACCAUUAAUUAGUACUGAAACAAAUGAGACGUCAGCCGUUCAAUCCCAAUCGAGAGAAUCAUCACUUGAAGAAAUUUCAGACACUCCACCGGCCCAACCUGCCCAUAAGGUGAAUAGGACUUCGUCAGAGAAAACUGUCGUUCUUCCUUCAGUCCUCCAAGAAAAUACUAUCGCUAAACAGUCGUCUAUCACCCAAGAUUGCCAUACUGCGCGUUUCGAGCCAAAACUGGGUCCAAAUUCAGUGGCCAAAGAAGAAUUAAUGGAACCUCCUGUUGCAGGACCAUCAACAACAUCGGCUUAUUUUGCAUCAAGUGCUGAGCUAGAAACUGCAGAAACUUUGCAACAACUUUUAAAUGCAACUGAAUUGCAAGUUGGAAGUAUAGAAAUGGAUCAAUUUUCCAAGAAUGAGAACAAGAACCUAGACCCAGAAAACCCAACCACUAUGGAGCUAGAAACAGCCAUAAAUGAGCAGUCAUCCACAGAAGUUACUGGGCAUCUUGAGACGAUGGAAAAUGAUGCCAAUGUUGAAUUUGAACCAUUUCAGUCAAGUGUUACUGAGCCUGAAAACCCUCUGCAUUCCGCUAACAUCAAUUUAAAUCAGGCCUCAGUAGAAACUUCCUGUUGCGAUGCGAAUGUUAAUCAUUCAGAACGCUCCACCGCAGUUAUUAAAGAAUCCUCGAGUGAAAGCACUGCAAACAUCUCAGAAAAUAAGCUGCCAUCGGUUAAUUCAGAUUCAGAGAGUGCGAAGACUAAGAACUUAUCGAUGGAAACUCCCAACUUUGAAGCUAGCACUGAUACAGAAGAAUUAUUUGUCAACAUUGAAGCAGAGAUUACGUGUAACAGUAACACAAAAGCCUCUGAAAAUCCGGAACUCCUCACUACAAUCCAUUCCAAAUUUGUCGAGCCUGAAUCCACAAAUAUGUUUGAAAAUCCUGUUUGUCUAUCCACAACAAAAACUGAUGAGAAAUGCGGGAGUGCUCUAGAUGCUGAUAUUCACGGAGAAACUGAUUUUCCAAAGCCAGAAACCAAAUCGGACACGGGUUCUCCCACGGUAUCAAAUUUUGUUGAAAAUCCAUGUUCUUCACCCGAAGAAACACAGGAGUCACUGAAGGGAACCAAGACGAUUGCAGAAACCAACACAUCCCAGAUCAACUCUCCAGCCAAUUCGCCAGACGAGAUUACAGCACAUAAUGUGGAUGUUUCUGAAAAUACUUUCGUGAAGGAACUCCUUGCUCCAAGCAUUGAGAUGAAUGUCGAAGGAUCCCCUCCUUCUGUACAUGACGAUGCUGAACUUGCAUUUUCAGUUUCAGAUUCGGCUCAUCGAGAAGUGGAUCUUCAGUCUCCGAUCGUUGUGCAGCACGAACAAGAUGCUUUCCAGAAAUCAGAUAAUGAAAGUUCUGUCCCUACUACAUGUCCAGAAUCAUUAAAAGAAAUUCCCGAUGAUCAAACUAGCGAACUCUACUCUUCUUUGAGAUCUCCAUCUAAGUCACCGCGUGAAAAUUCUUUUAUCAGUUCUGACAGUCAAAUAUAUCCGAGUGAAGAAUGCCCAAGUAUCCUUUCACAGACUGUCGAAAAAUCAGAAUUAAAUGCAAAGACCAGCUCUAGCACUCCUCUCUAUGAUCCUGAAAUUGACACUAUCUCUUCAAAUAUUUCUACCGAGCAACGUUGUUCAAAUGUUGAAGAUCGCCCUCCCUUCAAUAUCACAUUCGAUUCCUCUGAAGUCUCGUCGCAAGAGCCUCUUACCGCCUCUAAGCAGCUAGUCUCGGAAAGUUUACUUAAUGAAGCAGUUUUGGAAAAUGAGACUCUUCCUAAGGCUGUCAAAUCAGGCGAAAUGAUGACAGACUUUACUGCAGACUCGGUUACAAUACCUGAUGAAGAUAUGUCGAUAACCAGACCAUCGAGUGAUUCUAAAAUUGAGCCAUGUACAUCACUUAAUCACGGAGAGCAAUCCAAAAAUCUGACUUCUAGCCCAAUCGAUAUCCAAAUUGAAUCAAAAUCUGAGCUGAAUAUCCAUGCAGUUCCCAGUCAAGUCAAAACAGAGACUGAUUUAGAAAUAUCUGUGUUAGAAACAUCAAUGAAGUCAAAUGAUGAAUCAGAAACAUCAAUCGUUCUGAAUGAAGAUCGACGAGAAACUGAGAAGACUGUCUCAACUAGCAAUGAUCGCAAUACUCCCAAUUCUGCAUCGAUGAUACCUGAUGAUGCAUAUCAAUUUUCAUCAGAAGCAAGUACCAUUCUCUCUGAAGCUCUGAUCGAACGUAAAAAUGAAUCAGACGUUUCUGAGAAUUCAAGCAAUAUUUCAUCUUUUGAGAAUCAAGGAAAAAGCCCUUUCGUUGAAAUUUCGGUGUCAUCAAGAACUGAAAUGGACAUUGCAGUAUUAGCGGAAGACUCUCAACUAGGAGGUCAAACUACAUCAUCUCCCAUCGAAUGUUCAUUGAAUGUUGACCGUCAACCGAACAUCUCAGAAGUCCCUGCUAACAUUCAGUCGGAAAAUGAAACAGAAGUUUUGCCUUUAACAUCUCAAAUGGAAACCAGAUCUGAAUCAGCUUCUACAUUCAUAUCAGAUGACCAUCAGUUGACGAGGAACUCAGAGUCAACCAUAGGAAAUGUUCAAACCCUUUUCGAAAAAGAGCCGCAAUCAAGACCACAAAGUCCUCUUUCUGAAACUGACGUAAAACUAGAAAGUGAAGUGACAAUCAAUCUCAUUGCAAGUGAUCCUCCAAGGAAAAAUUCAUCACGAACUACCUCCACCGAAGUUCUGGUCCAAAUAGAGACCUCACCAAACUUAACUCAGCUUUCCAUUAAUGUCCCAUCAGAAGAACAGACUGAGAAGUCUUCCAAUGACGCUCGAGUUGAAUUACGAUGCGAAUCAGAGAUAUCAUAUACUGGUGUCAUCAAAGGCGACUCUCGACAAAGCAAGGAAACACUUAACACCACUGUGAUAGUUGCAGAAAGGAAAAAUAAUGAGACGGACAGCUUUGAAAGUUUUAAUAAGACUGAGUCUAAAGAUACAAUUAUUUCUAGCAACAUUGUAGCUGAAUGUUCAUCAAAAUGUUCUCUUGUUGAGGUUCCAAAUGAAACGGAAUCAGAAUUAUGCGCCUCCAUGAUUUCUGCUCCCAUUCAGCCUGAAAGUAUCGAGCAAACCUGUCUUGUUGAAACUCAAGGGGAAUCAGACGGUGAAUUAGAUGUAUCGUCAGUCGAGAGUCAGAGUCCAAUUGUGAAACAAGAGGAAAUCCCAUCUUGUAAAAUCAUUGACGAACCAGUGUUAGACAUCCUGGCAGACACAGUGGAGUCAGCAGGAAGUGAAGACUCGGGUGGAGAAAUAGGUAUACCUCCUACUAAACCACUAGGAUCCUUUGAAUCAGCCCCAACCAAUAAUAUGAAGACAGAAGAACAAGUUGAAAUCUCCCCAACAACAGAAAAUUCUGCAUCAAAAAAGGAAAGGUCUAAGAUCGACUCACUGGUUCUGAAUUAUGAUACAACAGACACACUAUCGGACACCGCAUUAGACUUUACAGCAUCCGCUGGUAUCAGUGAUCAGUCAAAAUCACUCACAACCGAUGAUGUCCAAACGGAAAUUUCUCUGACGUUGGACUCUACAGUAUUUGUCGCUGAAAGCUGUCAUGCCGACUCAUUCACAAUUGACCAAGAAGAGUCGAAAGAACCAGUCAAACCAUCGAGUGUGCCUGACGCUAAAGAAGCCGUGGAAGAAAGCUCUCAGAUAAUAUUAGCCCCAGAAGAUCUCCUAGAUUCGACACAACCAGCGAAUGUAUCCUCGAUGUCGGAUGAUGUAAUGUCAGCAGGAGAAAACACCGAAAUUCCAAUUAAUUCACUUCCAACUGACAAUUUGAAGACACAACCAUCAGUUGAAGUUUCUUCUGCCGAAGAUGCUCUGCUAUCUUCAGAAAAAUCAUGUUCACUCAAAUUACCGACACUAAUUGAAAGCGAGAAGGAUCAGGUAGUGACGAAUUCAAUCAUACCAGAGGAUGAAUUAUCUGAGGAGAGAUUUUCUCUGAUUAGACCACAAGCAACUGAUGGAAUGAAGGUUGAUCAGCCAGUUGAAGGUAUUCCUGCACCAUGUAAUUCAGAAGUUGUGGAAUCGGGUUCUCAGAUCAUAUUGCAGUCGACAGAUAGUCCAAAGGCAGAGGAACCAAUCAGCAUCUUAUCCGCUCCACUUGCUUCAGCCUCUUUGGAUGGGAGCUCUCCUACAAAACGACAAAUCUUUGAUGAAGUGGAGCCGGAGGAGUCGACCAAAAUUCCUUCCCCAAAUACUUUAGCAGAGGUCGAAGUAAGCUCUGUAUCCAAACUAGCUGAAACCAGCGAAUUAAAAAGAGAUUUAUCGGCCGAAAGUAGUGAUGUGGUGGCAGAAAAAUCUGUUGAAACUUCAUUCGUAUCGGUUAUCUCAAAGGCCGAGGAGGAAAAUUCUCAAGUCAACCGUAUGCCACCAGAUGUUUUAACAGAAAAAUGGUCCAUGCAUAAUUCUGAUGGAGCCGCGUCCGUGCUUUCUGAGGAUCAUAUCCCGACUGAAACACCGGUAGUUGAUGAAGAAAAAGCAGAGCAAGCAGUCAAAGUCUCCUGCCCUUCGGAUUCUUUCAACUACAGUAAACCAGCGGAAACCGCAUCAGACACUUCAGCUCCUGUAGAUGUCGGUGAGCCGUCAAAAACACUCCCAGCGGAUGGUGUCGAGACGAAACAACCCGUAGAACUUCCAUUAAUUUUAGACCCCGCAGCACUUCUCGCAGAAAGCAGUCAUGCCGACCUAUCGACAAUUAACAAAGAAGAGUCGAAAGAACCAGACCAACCAUCGGGUAUGUCUAGCGCUAAAAAAUCCUCAGAAGAAAGCGCUGAGAUAAUAUCAGCCUCAGAAGAUCUUAUAAAUUCUACACAACCGGCAAAUUUCUCCUCCAUGCCGGAUGAUAAAACAUCAUCGGAAGAAAACAGCGAAAUUGAAUCACUAUCAACUAAUGAUUUGAAGACACAACCCUCGGUUGAAAUUUCCUCUGCGCAUGAUGUCUCGAUAUCAUCAGAAAUAGCUUGUCCAAUCAAAUUACAGAAAUUAAUUGAAGGCGAUGUAAAUCAGCCUGUAAAUGAUUCAACCAUGCCAGAGAAUGAAAUAUCUGUGGAGGAUAUUGCUUUGAUCAGACCACAGGCUACUGAUGGGAUGAAAAUUGUUCCAGAAUUUGUAGAUACAGGUUCUCUCAUCACAGGAAGGCCAACUGACAGUUUAGACGCAGACGUAUCCAUCAGCAUCUCACCAUCUACACUUGCUUUGACAUCUUUGAAUAGAAGCUCACCAUCGAAACCACAACCUACUGAUGAAGUGGAGGUAGAUGAGUGCAUCAAAAUAUCUGCUGUCGACACUUCGGUGGAAGUUGAAGUAAGCUCGGUACCCAAACCAGCUGAAAUCUCUGAACUAAAAACAGAUCAAUCGGCUGAAAGUAGCGAUGUGAUGGCAGAAAAAUCUUUUGAUACUUCAUCUACAUCAGGAAUCUCAGUGACCGAGGAGAAAAACUCUCAAAUAAACGUAAUAUUUCAGACCCCAUCUCAGUCAGCUGAUACCACCGAAGCUCGUCAACUUACCGAAACUCUCUCCUCUUCAAUCUCCCCUACAUCUGCACAGGAAGGCUCAUCGGCGGAACAACCCCUAACUGAUGAUACAAAAACAGAUACAUCGCUAAAAGUUUCCAAUGCCUCAGACACGAUGGUGUCAAUUGAAAAGAGCUGUCAAGUCAAACAACCUACAAAUGAUGAAAGGAACUUGCAUCAACCCAUUAAAACAUGUGAGACCAAUAGUCCAGAUACCUCUUGCUCAACAGUAAUGUCUAAUUUGGUUGCAGAAAAAUCGGAAAAAGUUGGGAAGAAGCCUACACCGCUUUCUCUCGAUACAGAAAAUGCUACACCCACAAAACGUUUUAAGUCUGAUGUAGUUGCAAAUUCAUCCUCUGAUUCUCUCCCGGGUCUACAAUCGUCAGAUGUAUCCUCUAGUAAUGUUGAAAGCCAAGUUCAAAGAAGUGCCUCUAAACAUGAGCUCGAUUGCAAAGGAGAUAUCGAUGAUGAAAUUCCAAGCAAAAAGCGGAAGACUGAAUUCUUGAACAUCGUUUCAUCGGGUUCGAUCUCAGGUGAUGGCCUCGGCACUGACGAAGUUGAAUCUGUUGUUUCAUUUGCCGAGCGAAAUAAAUCAAAAACUGCUCCGUAUUCUGGAAUAUUAGAUGUAAACAUUAACACUGAAGCCUCACAGGCGACAGCUGGAAGCCCUCCUUUGUCAAUAAUAAGCAACUCAGAAAGUAUAACUAAAAGUGAGGUAAUUGCCAUUGAUAAUACUCAAAGUGCCAAAGUUGAAGUUUGCAGUCUUACCCUCUCAACUUCCCCAGAUAAUAUUCAGAAUGUAGUAUCGUCUAAUGACAAAGCACUCUCCACACUUGAAUCUCUCACGAAGCAGCCUCAAAGUUCAAACAAGUCCCCACCAUCCAAUCCAGAUCCACCGAAAGAAGACUCUCUUGUUAAAAGUGCUCAAAAAAGGAGAGAAACCCCUUUUUUAUACACCCUAAGUCCUGAGGGUAAGGACUCUAAAACUCAUAUACUCAAUCAAAGGAGAAAGCUAAUUGAUGUUGCAUGUGCCAUAACUCUAGAUCUGUCGGUGGUAGUUGAAUCAAAAAGCAAACGCAGAAAAAUAGGUCAUUUUGGAAGACAACUCAACCUUAAUGCUAAAGAUCCUGUCUCUGAAUGCAAAGAAGAUAAGUCUGCCUCUGUAAUAUCUGUUACUGAAGUGUUUAGCAAAGGAAGCGUUUUUAUAUCUAAUACUGUUGAAAGUGAAACAAAAGACCAAACUGUCUCCCAUUCUCUCAUGUUGCAUGGCUCUGCAAUAAGCAAAGGUGAUACGCCGUCACCACAGAACGAAAUCAAAUCAUCAGCCGAAAUUUCAGUCCCGGACGUUUCCUCUCAGAUCAGUCCAAAACCUAUUGUAUUUCCUCAUGUUGAACCGGACCCAGAUCUGAUACAGAACCCCGGUCUUUUCUCAAAUGAUAAAUUAACAACGCCCACCAGUGUUAAAGAAGCCUCUUCAGACGAAACUCUCGAUACCCUUGUUCUGCCCUGUACCAUAGAAGCAACCACCUCUGGAAAAAUAUCACCUCAAUAUACCUGUAAUGUCCAAAAAAAUUCGCCCAUCUUUAAUGUAGAAUCAGUCAUUGUACCAUCCAAUGAUAACACAUACUUAUCAUCUGAUGAUUUUCACAGGCUUCAAAAUAAUGAAAAAACGGCUUUUGCCAGCACUUGUUCUGGACCUGGAAACGCUCCGUCCGUUACUGAAAAUUUACUUACCCCUGACAAGAAUAAGAAAACCACUUCCUCCACUAGUCUAAACGUUGAUGUUCCCUCUGAGAAAGAAAAAACUGCCACUGAUAACAAAACCUCUCAGUCCUUGAAGGACUCCGACGAAACUUCUCAAGACAUUGUCUAUCCACCUAUUGAUCCUAAUAAAAUCAACCAAGACUCCUCCAGUGAUGAUCUCUCCUCUAAAAAUGCAAAAGAUAACAAGAUCUCUCAACAAAUAGGGUACGUAACUUGUUGUAAUAACAGUAAUGUUUCUUCUAGAACUGUAUCUUUUGGCAGUCCCUCUAUUCUUGAGGAAGGACAGCCUUUCAACUGUGAUCCUUCAUCCAAUCCCGCCUCAACUUCCAAACCUGAGAUGUUAGUUGUUCCUGAUGACAUUUCUGAUUCUCUGCCAAUCUCUUUUGACUCCUCUCAAGCCCACUCCUGCAAGAGUGGCAACUCUGUCUCUCGUAGCUCCGUAGUUGUGUGUGCAUCCAACCCUUGCGUGCGUGAAGAAGCUGUGUUACCAUCUCUCGCUGCUGAAACGUCACAUUGUCAGCCAGCAAGUGUAGCAGCCACCGCAAGAUCGCAUGACGAAACUGAGAAUGUUAUAACUUCCUCUCACUCAUCCGCCGGUUUUUAUGAUUCACAGGUAGUUUUGAAGGCAGAAAUUUCCCCCCAAGAAGAAUUGGCGUGCUCAAUUAAUCCAACAAUGCUUGAAGCAAAGAAUUCAGAUGAAAAAAUGGCAGCAGUGGCUAGUGAUGCACCCAAAUCAGCAGAACUUUCAGAAAAGGAAAGAAGUGAAUUGCCAGAAAGCACUCAACUUAAUGGGGAAGUAGAAACCAUCCCUGGUAAGAAUAUCACUUUUUUAGCUGAAAUAGUCAGUCCCGAGUCUAGAAAACCAGACAACCCUAAAAAUGCUGAAGCUUUGCAAAGCUCUGAGAACAUGCCCUUACCAAAUGAAAGCAUAAAUUCAGAAACUCUGUCUGCAGCCGAGAAUAUCUCCGCAUGUUCUCCUUCUGAAAUAUCCUGCAAAAUUUCCUCAGAUUCAUCUGCAAGCGUACUUUGCAAGUCCGAAAUCAAUCUGUCCUCAAAAUCACCGGACAUUAAAAAUUCAAGCGAAAUUGAAACUGUGGAUGAAGUUAGUAGUCUAAAGCCUGUCGUUAAAGAUGACUCUUCGGGAGCAGAGCAGCUUGCAAAAAAAACCACCAACAUCCAAAAAUCUGAAUCCCUCAGUGGAGAAGAUGAGUUUAAAGUCUCUGAGUCGGAUACUGUUGAGUCAGUUUCUGUUCCCAAGAGCAGAACACCAGGCCAAAAUAAUGUAGUACCUGAAACCAAUAUUGUUGAAAAAACUAUAAUACCCCAUUGUGAAAGCUUAUCAACCGGGAAUGUCGAAAGCUGUGAACAAGCCGAGAGAAAUGACCCAGAGCCAACCACGGCUCUUGAAUCUAUCAGAAAAGUAGAAUGUAAAUCGGAUAAUACUGAUGUGACUGGUGGAAUGGACUGUAAUAAAGCUGUCCAAGAUCUCAUUACACCCCACAGGAAAACCUCUAGUCCAGAAUUAAUCCCCCUCGACGAACCCCUUAUUCCUUCAGCAGAGGAGGGUCCAAGUGCAAAAUACUCUCCAACUUUGAGUGCUAAAGAGAAAGAAGAGUCAGGCUCAAAAUUAGAUAAUCAACCAUACACCGCAUCUAUCAUUGUUGAAAAGUUACCCCUUGAAAAAGGCAACCUUAAUCUCAGCUUAGUAGCAGAAAAAUCUACAGAUGGUGAAGUUCCUAAAACUGCUGAAAAGAAACCAGGCUCUACUGAAAAGCCCGGGAAAUCGGUAAAUGACCAACAGGAUUUACCUGUGGCACAGAGAGAAACUUUUGAAAAUGACAGUGUCCAGGUCCCUUCUACUUCCGAGGAAUGUGCCCAUGAUGUUAGCUCAAUCCCCGAUGUUACCAGCAACGAAAGUAUAAUUACUGACCAAACUAAAGAAAAGCUGGAAAAAGGAAAUAGUGCGAACAAAUUCGAGAUCAUAGAACCAAACCCUCCAAAAGAUUUGGCAGAGUCUGAGGAAAACUACCCAAAAUUCUCAACUCAGUCUGAUCCCCCAAAUGUAGCAUCUGAUACUGCAACUCAGGAGGACCUUACCAUCGACAUCUCUAAAUCUAUUUCUGAAGCCGUGACCAGCCAAGAUCCUAAAAGUGAAUCCUGCAAUGAAUUAUCUGCGUGCAAAGAUGCAGGCAUUAUUGCUGAAAACCUGAUUGAGCCACAAAUACCUUUGAAACCUGUAUUUGAAGUCCAGAGCUCAGUGGCUACACCGGAGGAUUUUCCAGAACCUGACAGUAUUUCUAUUCCUGAAGCUGUUGGUGUGGUAGAUUCUGAAAACUGUGCUGAGAUAUCCAACAAAUCGGUUGAAUUCUCAGAUGUUGAAUUCACUGAAACGACAGACUCUGCAACAAGUUCUGAAAAAUCUGAAAUUCUUAAUAAAACGUAUGAAAAAUCAUUUACCGCCACAAGCUCUAGAAAGAUGGAAAGCCAAAAUCCUGAGACCAUUUUGAAGGAAUCCAAUAUCUCAAAAUCAGAAGAUACUGAGCUUAGAUUUAAAAUUCAUGACCUCAAUAAAAUGAACAGCUUCGAUUUCAAAAAUAGUGAAGAAAAAAUCCAAGAAGCCACUGAAAUUUUAGAACCUUCAGUUGCUGAAUGCAUCGCAAAAGUCCAUACAUUGGAGGAUGAUAAUCCUUGUGAAAAAACUGAGGAUUCCGAAACCAAUGAUGAUAAUAAAACAGACAAAGAAGGAGCAUUGUGCAUCACAGACUGCGAGAUCGUUGAGGUAAAAAAUCCAGAAGAGGAAAAACAAUUGGAAACCCCACCAGUUACCGAAGAAAUUACUGAGGAGAAUGCAGAAGAUAAUAUCAUCGAUAGUGAAGUGAUGGAAAAAGACUGCGAAAAUGAAGAAUCAGAAAUGGCUCAGUCUGAUGAUGAAUCCCUUGGGGCAGACGAACUCACAAACGAUUCGGAAUACUCAAACUCAGGAGCCAUUGAGAGUACGUUGACGCAAACUGAUUCAGGACCAAUGGAAAUCCAAAAGCUAUCACCAGAGCAGCUCAAAGAAAUCAUUGGAGGAGAUGUGAGCGAAGUGCGAUCGGAGUCGGAAGAAAGUCAGGACGUAGUUAAAAAUUUAGCAUCAGAAUUCGAAGAAGUUAGAAAUUUCGAAUCAGUGAAAGAGAUCACCACAUCCUCAUUGAAGAUCAAGAUCACCACUAACACUGGACUAAAGCCAAAGGUCGAGAGCAGUAUAGCAUUGCAAGGUCAUACUUCUGCAACAGUAUCGCGCAGCUGUUCUAUUGACAGCGAGAGCACAUCUCAAUCUAUUGAUAAUGCAACUUCUGAAUCAGAUAGAACUCAAUCAGCAGCGGUAAGUCGAUCUAGCUCCAUUGAAAGUGAAGCAAGCAUACUUUAUAGCGACAAAGGUAUCAAAACACCAGCUUCAAUCAGCCGAACAAACUCCACCAGCAGUGAUAGUUCUGUCUCCAGCGAGCUGAGCCGCCUGAAAUCAUCUGGUGUAGACGCCUCACUUUUACCUCACCCUGAAUACAAGAACAAAAUCAAGGUUGACCUUCGCAACAACCAAAUCAUUUCCCAUGAGGCUGGAAAAUUCCCAAUGAAAAUUACCACGGAGGCGUCUUGCCCGGCCAAGAUCUUUAUGAAGUCAGCAACAAAACCAGAGCCGGGAUCUUCAAAACGGCGUGCUAUAGAACCAAUAACUACAGAUUGUAAAGUAAUUCUGAAAUCCAUUGAUACUGAUAGUAAAGAAUCCAUGACCCCGAAACGUGGCAGAAGAAAAGCAACCAUGGAUGGUAAUGAUAGCAUCGAUGGCCAAAGUUUUCCUGAUAAAUUAGUGCCCAAGCGCGGGCGGCCGAAGAAGGUAGCAGAGAUGGAACCGCAGGUCAAAUUAUCCAAACUUACAACAGAAAUUAUUAAUGCUGGAGAAGGAGGAAGUGCGUUACGCUCCUGUGGAAAUGAGAAUAGUGAUAUUUUAAACAAGGAGCCUGAUGCAGUGGUAGAUAUGGAGGCAAACUACAAAGUACCCAACGAAUUGAUGGAUGGCAGCUUCAUGGAUGAAACACCAGUGAAGAGUCCAUUUGUUUCACUGCUGACUACAGAUUCUGAUGCGACACCAGGUUCUGGUGAACCCAUGAAGCGGAAACGAGGACGUCCGCGUAAAAUCAAAGUGGAGGAUGGCAAUCUCUCUACCCUGCAAGGAACUCCCGUUAAAGGAAAAAGAGGACGAAAACCGAAGAUCAACCUUGAUGACCCUAAUGACCCCCGGGCAGUAGCAGAAAGAGGACGGUUGGCUGAGCAAGCAAGGCUUCGUCAAGAAGCUGCUGAAAAGAAACGGCAAGAGGAAGAAGAGCGUAAACAAAGGGAAGAAGAGGAACGCAAGCAACGAGAAGAGGAAGAACGAAUUAGGCGCGAAGUAGAAGAAAAGAAACGGCUUGAAGAGGAGGAAAGACUCAAAGAAGAGGCCCUGAAAAAGAAAGAAGAAGAGAAGGCCAGGAAGUAUGAAGAAAAAAAGAAGAGGUAUGCUGAAAAGUACAAGGAGUUCGUGAGAAAACGAGAGGCGAAACGGGAAAAAUUGAAACGACGGAAUGAAAUCCGGAAACAACAAAUGCGUGAAGCAAGGGAGAGACAGCUCGCUGAGAAAGAAGAAAGAGAGAGGAGGAGAGCGGAAGCGCCUGAAUUGUUUGAAGAAGAAACGCAGAUGGGCGAUGAAGAUUUGCUGAAGAAAGGUCGCAUGGAAGUGAUUGACCUUGAAAGCAAUCGCGAUUUCUCGGUAGCACAAGUUGCUGAAUACCAGUGGCCUUUGCAAGGUGGAGAAUGGUACAUGAUCCAAGAGCAGGUAACCCAAUAUUUGGGCGUUAAAGCCGCUUUUAAACGGCGAUACCCCAAUCUGGAGAGUCGACCUGUCCAAGCAGAAGAAAAAACGUUCCUCCUUGAUAGCGGGCUUGUCUCAAACACUAUUGCAAAUCUAGGUCUCACGGCAGUCAAAAGCACUGAUAUUCUAGAUAUCAUGUUUGCUGACUUCAAGCAUAAGUAUGAUGAAUUCAGUAAUCAUUUACGGGAGAUGCAAGCAAAAGAAAUGUCACUGAGGCAACUAGCCCUUAUGAGUCGACCAACAUCUGAUCAAAUCGUAUCAAUGGAGCGAGCCGUCAGGUCAGCAGCUAAAUGGAACAAAGACUUCAACAAAGUCCGAAAGCGAUGCUCUUUUGACCUGCAAUCCUACACUGUUCAGUAUCCACAGACCAAGCGAGCCAAACUCACACGACCCACCAACAAAAUAGGCAGUUACCCGAUCGCUGUUCUCCCUGGCCAAUACACCGAUCACUACAACAGCUACACUCCUGAUGAUUUACGUUAUCUACCUCUGAACACAGUGCUGUUUGGGCCACUCAAACCCUACGAAAUGCCUCCACCAGCCCCUGCUCCUACUGCUAUUUCUCAAGACAGCUCCGACGAUUCAAGUUCCGAUGAAUCCAGUGAGAGCAGUAGUGAUGAUUCAGCCAGCUCUGUUGGAGAGAUCAAAGAGCUCCCUAUGGAUGAAGACACAAAUCUUAGCACCUGCUCCACUUUCUCAAAGGAGAAAAGCAGAUUCAACAUACCGGAAACGAGCAUCAUCCUUCACAGAACUGAUUUCAGCAACCUUCCAUCCACUAGCAAACUUAACAACGUUCCGCCAGUACAGAUUCCCCAGCAUGGACUGACUGAAGAAUAAUAUGUGGACAGCCAGAAAAUUCAUGCUCUGCAAAUUGAACCAGCAUGGAUCAUUUGACAUGGAUUCAUUUGCCUUCAAAAACCUCAUCUAUACAUCACUUCUUUUUUUCAAUUUUAAACCUCAUCAAUGUGGAUGUUAUUUGUACAUUUUCUUCCGAUUUCAAGUGAUUAUUUCCAAGUCCAUUUUAUCCAUCAACCUUAAUACCUAUAGCAUAACAAUAUCAACCAUUCAAUUCUGUUGACUUUCUUAGUGUCACUGAUUGAGUAUCUUUUACAGUAAAUUAUGAAUGAAGAGGGUAUUUUAACACUAGUUGAACUAGAGUUUGUGAACGGAGGUUUUACUGCGAUUUGAAUUGAUCAGUGAUACAGGUUGAAGAAUUAAUGAAUUGACUACAAUUGACAUGUCAUGCGAGUCACUCAUUGCCUCGUAUUUUUCAGCCUGAGAUGAAAUUGAAAUUUCUCUGUACUGAAAAAAGUUCAUCUCAAACUGAAAAAAAAGGUAAUGAGAAACAUAAAUAUUUUUUUGAUAGAACUCUAAAAUAAACAUUGGUUCAGUCUCUUCCAAAUACAAUGAUACUCAACUAAAACCUAACACUUUGUCUCAGGCCGUGGUAAGCAAAUGUAUGUAAUCCCUUACCUCUCUAAAAUUAACUAAUUGUGAACAUAUUGUUUGCCAAGGCCUGAAACUAAAAUGGUGCAACUCCUGAAAAUGACCCUUUUCCCAUUUUAAUUGGUGUAAUAUUAAUUUUAGUACUUUUUAUUCUUCAGUGCAAGCUUUUGCAAUCCCCUUUCCCCCCUAAAAAUUAAAAAGACGAAAUUUAACCCCUGUAAUCAUAAUAUAUCUGGUUUGAAUUUUGUAACUCAAACAUGUUGACCGUUUUAUUUUUAGAUUAUAUACUGUAAUUCAGGUAAAUAUAACCUAACCAAUCAAGGUUAAUCUCAAAAGACUUCAUGACUAAAAUAUCUAUUAAAUCAUGCUCCUAAAGAAAAUCAUCUAGAUGAAAAAUAGACUAAAAUUUUUUACCACUACAGUCAUUAAGGCCCGAGUGGCAUUGAUAGAAACAUGCAUCUAUGGCACUUUAAAAGUUUGUCCAUAAUGACUGUUGUGACGGUCAACAUGUUGAGAGACUCAUCCUUAGCUUAGAAACCAACCUUGAAACAGCAAUCACUUGAAACAACCAUAUAGCAGCCGAUUUUCAUAUAACUUGUCCUUUUUCACUGUCUGCGUGAAUUACGGAAUGACUUAAUCAGCACAUACAGUGAAAAAGACAAAGUUCCUUGAAGCAGGCUCCAAUGGAUGAAACAGAGUCAUUGCAGACUAAAUCUAGUUUAUUGCAAAGAAGACUUUUUAAUCAAAAAAUCUCUCUUCCUGAAUUAAAAACUCUUCUUUUUAAGACAAUUUUUAAGAAAAUAGACAGUUAUAUGAGAAAUCUCCUGCUCCUGUCUUCCAAAGGAAUUUUUUCUUACUAUAAAAUUUGUAUUUAAAUGGCAAGUUUAGUGUGCAGGUGAUCCUUUCUCAAAUAUUUAUGAAAUGACCUCUCAGAAAAAAAAGAGAAAAAAAAGUAUAAUAAUUUAAGUAGGCUCUUUCAGAAUACCUAGCUUUUCUUUUUAAUAUUUUAUCUUUAUGUAAUCAUUGUCAAAACAGACGAAAUGUGAGUCCUAUAUUCAUCUUUAAUUUUAAUCAUGUUCUAAAAAGUAUAAUACUCUAAAACUCAUUAUUUGGCAAAUGUUGUGCUUCUAAAUAUGAGUGUUACCCACUUGAGUUGACAAUUGUAAGAGGAAACCAGAGGGUGAGAAGUAGGAAAAACUUCUCUGCACUUGAAUGAAACAAGCUAUUUUUAUUCAUUCAGUUUAUAAAAAUAGUUUGAAAAGAGGGAAAUAUGCGUUCUUUUAGGAUUGAAUGAAAGCAAUUAGAACUUACCUUGUUUCAGGUAUCAUUAUCAUAUUGUAAUGAUGGAUAUUCUGUGCCAUUUUGAUGGUCCAGUAUCAAGUAAUGUGUCAUCAUAAUUGAAAAUGCUCAAGAUUUCAUUCAGUAAUUCAUUUUCAAAUUGAACGCAUACGCAGAGCACACUCAUCUGCUCCUGUAAUCCCUUCUACAUCAAAAACUUGAAUUAUUCUGCCUUGAAGUUUUUCGUCUCGCUGAUUUCUACCUUAAUCAAAAUUAACAUUGUAUUUAAAUGUUAACUUCUAUGCAGAAAACCCCCUCUCCAAGACACAUGAUUGUUAUCAUUGUUGAAGCAGGGAUCAAGAUUUUAGUGAUUAUCCUUGGUGUGAGCAGUUUAUAGCUUAAGGGUACAAAAUGUGUAGAAUUCCUUGUAAGAAAUUACAUUGAUCUGCACAACUUCUGAGCCUUUCAUAUUUUAAAAUUUGAACUCUCUAUUGAUCAGUCUGAAUCAGUGUCUGUAUCACAAAUUGUAAUUGCAUGGAAUAUCUGCAGUAACCAUGGGCGUUGGAUGAGCGUAGAAGUCCUUCCAAGUGAAGAUAUCGUAAUUCAGCUGCUCAUUAGCAGCAGAUUCCUGCAAAAAGUAGAUUAAAGUUCCGAAAGGGUGCUUGAAAAAGUAUCUGUCUUUUUGCUAUAACUGUUUAAUGGAUAAAGGUAGAACUUGAAUUUUGUUAAUGUUUAAAAGUACACCAGGAAAUACAGCAGAAUACACAAGUCAAUUUUAAGGAGCAUUCAUCUUUUUGUGAAAUAGUAGACAGGAAAUUUUUGCUAAGAGUUCCAUAUGAAAAUGAGAAGAAGUAAAAGUGCAAAACCCACAAUGACCAGCAUCAUUUGUUUAAACUUACCAAAACUUCCGUUCACUGAUCUUAUUUUGGGAAUCUAUCUAUGAUAGAGGAAAGUAAUUAAUCUGCACAAUGGUGUUUUUGCAUGUCUGCAGAUUCACAUUAAUUAGAAGCACAAAUGAUUUAAGUGAAUGAGCAGCUUGAAGUGCGACUGAAAAUCCGUUUUUGAUGGAUGAAACCACUCUCUCUGCCACUGAUAUUCACUCUGAAAUCAACUCUGUGCCUGUUCCUCAGACCAUCAAUUGAGCGCAAGUUUAAAGUAGAGCUAACUAACUUGACAGAUACAGUCCUCUUGAAAGACCUAGAUCUUUACAGUCAAAGUUUCUCUUCUUGCCCAUUUUCGGACGGAACUUGUAAGAAAUUGGUUUUCCUGUUUGCUUCUUAGCCCCUUAUAAAAUCUUUUCAAAAAUGUGGCAUGAAAUUUUUAUGUACUUUUGAGUUAACUUUGAAGUGUAACCAAAAUUAAAGCUCUAUUUCUAGCCAUUCAAAAGUUGUUGCAAAAAAACGCUCUCUUUUCAAAGUGCCCAUGUUUGUAUGCCUGGCGUAAUAUUUCUAGUAUGGUAAAGUUAAAUGUGUAAGUAAGGAGUACUAUAUAAAUAAUGAUAUCAAUAUUUUCCCCCAAAAUGUGACUAAUUGCAUUCAAACUUGGUAAUGUUCUAUGUAAUAUGAGUGUAGCAUAUAUUUCUGAAAGUGUCCGCAUGUCCUUUUAUUUAUAAUAACAAGAAUAGUAAAUCUGUCUUAUCUUUUUUGGGGGAGGAACUAGGCAAAUUAUGCGAUGUAGAUUAGUUUUUUUGAGAAAAAAGAACAAGAAUUUUCUCUUUUGAACUUGUAAAAUUUCAAUAAUUUAAGUUUUAUGAAUGAAUCUAUGACAACCCUGUUAUGGACUAGGUUUUGAAAACUUGGAAAUUUGCAUUUUAGGAAACUGUCCUUAUUAAAAUGGGGGCAAACUGAUUUACUUUUUUACUUAACUUUUAAAACUUUCUUUCCAUUAGGAAUGAAAGACUUGCUUUAAAAAUUAAAGGAGUAAAUUUCUACAGAUGUAAAGAAUAUCAACCUCCCUCAUAUUAUGUAUUAUAAACAAGUUUAUCAGAAGAUUUGUGAUCUUUUUUGAGCACCUCAGUGAAUCAGACAUUUUUACAGGCAUGCAAGAAUGAAAAAAGAAGACAUCUCCCACUGCUCAAGUGUCAAAGGAUCAGCUUGUCAAGAUUUUAUUUUUCAUGGAUUCAUCUAUUUAUUUGUAAAAAUCUUCUCAAAUCUUAUAAGUUCAUUGUAAAUAUAAAUUGAUUUUAAUAAGCUGUAAAUAAGCUCCGAAUGAUUACUCAAAAUUGGUAAAAAUAAGUUUUCAUGUGUGUUUUCAUUAGUUAGUAGGAUAUCCUGCCUCUUCCAGGAUGCUAUAGGGUUUAAUCAUGCCUAGCAAAUUACAAAACUUUCGUUAAACUGUACAGUUAGUCUGUAAUUAUUGUAAAUAAAUUAUUUUUCUUGUUGUUCAUUAGGGUUACGUUCCAUUUUUUAAAAGUUAGUAGCAUUGUUUGAAUCAUAGUUUAUGCUUGUAUCUAUGUAGAUACGGAAUCAUCGUUUCCAUAUUUUUACUGACUUCUACGGCCGGCUUACAAGGCCAUUUUUUAUUUUUUUACUAACAAUUAGAGGUUAUAUUUUCGAUUUUUUGAAAAAAGGAAUUGAAGUUGUCUGUGGUUAGUUUGAUAGUCUCUGCUUGUUAACUCUAAAGACAGCCUUGGAAUCUGAGAAAAUUCAUGUGUCUCUAAAGGCAAAUUUACUUAAGUUAGGAUCUUUUUGCUCCACAUGUUUUUAAAUCAAUAGCUUUGUACAAAUUAUUUUUAUUCGCUUAUAAUUAUUGUAACUCUUUUGUUUGUUUCAUUCUUUUUAACAUCCUUUUCUUCUCAAUUUUUAAAAAAUGUUCCUACUUCUAACAAAUUUUGACGAGACAUUAUAAUUCUUCCCCUCCCAUACCCCCACCCCCCUGGACACUUUUUUCAUCGUGUGACUAUGAAAAUAUUCUGGUGUUCUCUCAGUUCUUUUUUUUUUCUAGAUUUAUUUCUGUCUUCUUUUUUUACCUAAAUUUAUGGUUUACUCCCCCCUCUCUCCAUGGCCUGUGCUGACUUUAUAAACUCCAAUCGUUCAGUGUAUUCCUUUUUUUUCUCUCCUUCAAUAACUUGUACAAGAUCAUUUGCAGUAGUUAGUUUUUAUUUCAAAAAUUUCUUUCCAAUGUUUGUUUAUUAUUCUUGUCCUUGAUUUGUUGCCUUGAAACUGCUUCCAAUAAACUUUAGAUGGAGCAUCAAAGAAUCCUUGAAAACAUCCUUCAGUUAAUUUUUUGCCCCCCCCCCCCCAAAGUUUAAUCAAAAGUGUGUGUUCUAUGAUCUACAGAAGUCUUCAGAAAUUUCAAAUGCUGACGACCUAAAUUUCUUGACUCCCAUCUAAUCCCUUGGGAUGGAAUUGAUGUUGAGAAAUUUUUUCUCUUAACUAGGUGUUCUCUAUAAGGCUCAGAUUUUUUGCGCUUUUCCUCAGAUCAAAAUGUGCGAUUCCUGAUGCUAACAAAUAAGUGUUUUUCUUCAUAUUUAGCAUAGAUCUGGUCAUUACUUACCAGAAUAUAAACCCAUGGGCGGCCAGCCUUGAUCAAAAGGUUUGGUUGGAAUGUGGUGAAUCAUCAAAUACAAGUUGGUUGGACCAAGAGUUUUGGUCACCUUGAGCCAACAAAUAUGAAAGCUCAUGCUUAAGCAGAGGAAUAAGCAUCACAUGUUGUGUCAAAUUUUGAUAAAUCUGCUUUAUUAUUUGACCAACUGUGUAAAUUGCGGGAAGAGAAACCUGGAACUGUUGCAAUCAGGAAACAUUAUUGACAUGCCUGCUUUUUCAAUCCAUCCCAAAAUUGCGCAAGAACUUUUUUCUUAAAUGAUGAAUUAUUUUGAGCUUCGAAGAUCAUUAACUAAUAGAAUAUGAAUUAGUUUUAUUCCCUCUUCAGUUUUAAUCAGAUGAAUCGAUUACCGAACAGAUUUUGCAAUUUGGACCUAUGAUUGCAGUAAUGAAAGAAGUAAUAGAAAAAAAGUGCAAUUACAUCUCUCUAUGUACUUUCUAAAAAUGAUUCAGACUACCAGGAUAAUUGAAAAAGUGUUCCUUCAAGUAUUCGUAAUCAAAACAGAUAUGCGAUUGAAUUAUGUCCCUAAUCGCUUCUAAUUUUGAAGCUCAUUGUUGAGUAUUUUUUAAAAUGACUUUAAGGUAAUAGUAUGAUCAUCCAAAUUCUAAGGUAAAUUUGUUUACCAACGAACACUUGAUAUUAUCAGACGAUUUCAUCUGAAAGGAUUUAUGUUUGAUCAAUCAUUUAUUUCCUUACUUAAUUUUCUCCUACAAGAAAAAACAAACAAAAACAACUGCAAUUUUAAACUGUAUUCACUUUGUCUCAUAAUCUCAUGUAUACUUAUUUUUUAAUGUGCUCUUUGGUCAGUAAUUAAUGAUUCUUAUCUUCUAUUUCUAAUAGUUAGUAUUCCUUUUCCUUUAAUAAGUUCACCAAUUAUUGUUUUAGAAGAUUAACAUGGAGACAAUUAGGUGAUUCAAUUUUAACCACAUCAUAGAAUCAUAAUUUGUACCUAUUCAUUCACUCUCAUUUAUUUUUGUUGUAAAAUAGUAAGAUUUUUCUUGAUCAAGCACCUUGUUUUUAAUUUGUAGUUUCUUCUUAUUUCUUAAGUAAAUGGUAUAUUUGUUUAUUAAUUAUUAUUCUAAUUUUAUGAUUAAAUGUUACUUUUUGCAAAA
Messenger RNA from Bemisia tabaci, 40005 nucleotides. RefSeq lists its product as uncharacterized. Gene Ontology annotation, molecular function: DNA binding. The record is from RefSeq and is a predicted model, not a curated record. NCBI's taxonomy places the organism in Eukaryota, Metazoa, Arthropoda, Insecta, Hemiptera, Aleyrodidae.